GCUGGUUGAGCACGGUGAGCAAGUCGGACAGGUCAGCUAAGCUACUGCGUCCCGAGUAGAAAAACGUAGCUAGCUAACAGUGUACAACUAGCAAACAUUUCUUGACUCAGAAGAAGGAAAACUCUCCUUUCACGUAGCUAAGUAUAUAAACUCUUAGGAGAACAGUGUCCGCAAUAAAAUGAAGAGGCGGAUACAUUUUGGUUUUGUAACGUUGCUGGUUUAUUCGCUAGUCUCGUAUUUCAAUUCGUGCUCGGCAUUUUAUCUUCCGGGUUUAGCCCCAGUGAGUUUUUGUGAAGAAAGCGAAGGCGGUGAAGAUUGCCAGACUGUGAUUCAGCUGUUCGUCAAUCGCUUGGACUCUGUAGAGUCAGUCCUACCUUAUGAGUAUGAUGUGUUUGACUUUUGCAAGGAUGCCAAGGAAAGCAGGCCGUCUGAGAAUCUUGGACAGGUGCUGUUUGGCGAACGAAUUGAGUCUUCACCAUACAAGGUCAGCUUCAAACAAGAUGUUAAAUGCCAAGCGGUAUGCACAAAGACCUAUAAGAAAGGCAAUCGGGAGGAUGCAACUAAACUGGAUUUUCUUAAGAUGGGAAUGCAGCUGAACUACCAGCACCACUGGAUCAUUGACAACAUGCCGGUGACAUGGUGCUAUGAUGUGGAAGAUGGUCAGAAGUACUGCAACCCUGGCUUCCCCAUUGGCUGCCUCGUUACCUCAGAUGGCCGAGCUAAAGAUGCUUGUGUUAUCAAUUCGGAGUUCAACAAGAAGAACACAUUUUACGUCUUCAACCAUGUGGACAUCAAGAUCACUUACCACAGUGGAGCAUCAGAAGGGUGGAGAGGGGCUCGGCUGGUUGCUGCUACUCUGGAGCCAAAGAGUAUCAAACAGGCAGAUGAAAAAAAACCAAGUUGUGAAGGAGGCACCCCGAUGGAGGUCCCUGGGGAGUUUAAUGAGGAUUUGUCGAUAAUUUACACCUACUCUGUCACUUUUGAGGAAAACAAUUCUAUCAAGUGGGCCUCUAGGUGGGACUACAUCCUGGUCUCCAUGCCUCACACCAACAUCCAGUGGUUUAGCAUCAUGAACUCCUUGGUCAUUGUCCUCUUCUUGUCUGGCAUGGUUGCCAUGAUCAUGCUGAGAACCUUGCACAAGGACAUUGCCAGAUACAACCAGGUGGACCAGGCAGACUUGAUAAUGCUUCCAUCGACCAAGGAAAAAUCCUCUAUACCCUACGAGGACGCACAGGAGGAGUCGGGGUGGAAGCAGGUGCAUGGGGAUGUUUUCCGCCCUCCCAGGAAGGGCAUGUUGCUGUCUGUGUUUCUCGGACAGGGCACCCAGAUCUUCAUCAUGACCUUCAUUACUCUCUUCCUGGCCUGUCUGGGUUUCUUGUCACCGGCCAACAGAGGGGCUCUCAUGACAUGUGCUGUGGUCCUCUGGGUUCUGCUGGGCACGCCUGCUGGCUAUGUGUCUGCACGCCUUUACAAAACUUUCGGAGGUGAGAAGUGGAAGACAAACGUUUUGCUGACAGCACUCUUGUGCCCAGGUAUUGUGUUUGCAGACUUCUUCCUGAUGAACCUGAUCCUUUGGGUGGAGGGUUCCUCAGCAGCAAUCCCCUUUGGAACCCUGGUGGCCAUUUUGGCUCUGUGGUUUGGAAUCUCUGUGCCCCUCACCUUUGUUGGUGCCUACUUUGGAUUCAAGAAACCUGCAAUUGAGCAACCAGUGCGAACAAACCAAAUACCCCGUCAGAUUCCUGAGCAGUCAUUCUUUACAAAGCCUAUUCCUGGCAUAGUAAUGGGUGGUAUCCUGCCCUUCGGGUGCAUCUUCAUCCAACUUUUCUUCAUUCUCAAUAGCAUUUGGUCUCAUCAGAUGUACUACAUGUUCGGCUUCCUGUUCCUGGUUUUCAUUAUUCUACUCAUCACAUGCUCUGAGGCCACAGUUCUGCUCUGCUACUUCCAUCUAUGUGCUGAGGACUACCACUGGUGGUGGCGUUCCUUCCUGACCAGCGGCUUCACAGCAGUCUAUCUGUUUGUCUACGCUGUGCAUUACUUCUUCUCAAAGCUACAAAUAAUUGGAGCUGCCAGCACCAUCCUCUACUUUGGAUACACUAUGAUCAUGGUCCUCAUCUUUUUUCUCUUUACAGGUACAAUUGGCUUCUUCGCCUGUUUCUGGUUUGUAAAUAAGAUCUACAGUGUAGUCAAGGUGGACUAGAGGACUGACUCCUUCGUGUCGCAGUACUGGCCUCCUCGGGGCUGGCUGGGUGAUAAAGUGGUCUGAAUGGCCCUGAACUGAAACCAUCACUUAUCAUAGAAAAGACCCGAAGAGCAGAGCCCGUCCUCUUUUGUGCUUGAAACCUAUGUUGCUAUUGGUUUCUUUUUUUCUAUAUAUAUAUAUAUAUAUAUAUAUAUAUAUAUAUAUAUAAUUUUGUCUUCACUGUUGACCGGUAAUAUUUUGAGUGGCACCUUGAAAAUCAGUGUGGGUUCCAAUGAUCUAUCUAGCUGUCAUAGUGAGUCUGUUUUGGUGGGUUUAACAAGAAAUGCUAAAAUGUUUUUAUUUUAAUUUUCUAAAGAAAGUAAAAAUAUUCCAAGUUCUGUUUUUCUAUUCCCUCAUUGCUAAAUGUUUUGUUUUUCAUUACCUGUAUUGUAAUGAUGAAAAAAUGUGUGUACAUAUACUGUAUAGAGAGUGAGUGAGAUAAUGCUCCUUAAAGAUUGUCACAUUGAAUCAUCUGUAGGAAUUUCUUUUUCUGUUCUUUUUUGUUUAAGGUGAAGAUGGGGCUAUACAUCCUUAAAUAUCAGCCUGUAUUAUAGGUCAGAAAUCAUAUAAAACAUUGACAUCACUAUGAUACAUGUCCAUUCUCUUGUUUUUGAUGGCUACAUUUAAGUUGGCAUAGAAACAAAAGGGUACACUUGGUUAAGAAGCACAUCUGUAUCAUAAAUUAAUAUGUUACAGCAACAGUAUGUUGCACAUGAAGGAUCCUAACGCAGUCCAUGAAUUAACUAAGUGCAUAUGCAACGUUGAGAGGCACCCUUCUAGAUAUAUCAACAGUUUGCUGAAGUGUAACUACAUAAAACACUGCUGCCUUUUGCUUCGAGCAGUGUGGAGUCAUCACCCAAGGUGAUAACAUUUUUACAAAUAAAUGCAAUUCAUUCAA
Molecule: messenger RNA, 3137 nt
Organism: Etheostoma spectabile (orangethroat darter)
Lineage: Eukaryota; Metazoa; Chordata; Actinopteri; Perciformes; Percidae
Gene: tm9sf5
Product: transmembrane 9 superfamily protein member 5
Exons: 19
Coding region: 179-2197 (672 amino acids)
Biological process (GO): protein localization to membrane
Cellular component (GO): membrane
Source: RefSeq, a predicted model, not a curated record